AUGAUGCGGGACGACAUGAACGGCGUGUGGCAAGUUAUUCGCAAGAAGAUUGAUUCGGGUAAUUUCCCCAUCGAUGCUUCUGCGCUCUACGUCGUCUUAACGAGUCCAGACGUGCGAUUGGGCGACAGUUCCCAAGGCUUCUGCGGGCCGCAGGGGUACUGCGGGUGGCAUUCUACAGCGUCGAACGGGCGGAGCGAGCUGAAAGUGAUCCACGUGGGGAACGGGGGGCAGCAAUGUCCGCGGUAUUGCGUGCCUUCAUACAACACACGGUCAUCUCCAAACAGCCAUCCAGGUGUGGAUGGGCUGAUAAACACUUUAGCCCAUGAGAUGGCUGAGACGGCCACCAACCCCCUUAUAGACAAUGGCUGGUUCGAUAUAAGCACCUUGGAAGAGAUUGCGGACAAGUGUGCACGACUGUAUGGACAGAAGGGCAAGGAUGUGGUUGUAUCGCAACAGGGAUACGCUUAUAACGUGCUUGGAAAAGCAGGGUCACGCUAUCUUUUACAACAGCCCCCAGCUUCAACUCGGCCCUCUCUGCCCCGCCCCUCCUUCCCAUGUGCUGACAUGCAGCUGUGGAGCCGCGCUUCUCCCCAAAAGUGUGUUGUGCUGGGUCCAGCCUGA
This is a messenger RNA of Closterium sp. Naga37s-1, 621 nucleotides long. NCBI's taxonomy places the organism in Eukaryota, Viridiplantae, Streptophyta, Zygnematophyceae, Desmidiales, Closteriaceae. The record is from the annotation of a GenBank genome assembly.